GAGAAAGAAUUCACACUGGAUGAAAAUAAUUUUCUGAAGCUGGGCAUAUUCCAGGAACUGUAACCCAAAUGUUUCUCUGUCCGUGGAGAAGAUUUCACAUUUGAAAUAACUUCUACUGAAGCUAGUUGUGUCCCAUCAACAUGUUCUGGAAGUUUGAUUUGAACACAACAUCACAUGUGGACAAGCUGCUGGAUAAAGAAGAUGUGACACUUCACGAGCUGAUGGAUGAAGAUGACAUCUUACAGGAGUGCAAGGCUCAGAACCGCAAGCUGCUGGACUUCCUUUGCCAGCAGCACUGCAUGGAGGAGCUGGUCAACCUCAUCACACAUGAGCCCCCUGUGGAUAUGGAUGAGAAGGUCCGCUUCAAAUAUCCAAACACAGCCUGUGAACUGCUGACCUCGGAUGUGCCGCAGAUCAACGACAAGCUAGGAGGGGAUGAAACUCUGCUGAAUAUCCUCUAUGACUUCUUGGAUCACGAGCCUCCUUUGAACCCUUUGCUUGCCAGUUUCUUCAGUAAGACUAUUGGGAAUCUCAUUGCAAGAAAAACGGAACAGGUGAUUGCAUUUUUAAGGAAAAAAGACAAAUUUAUUAGCCUGGUGCUAAAGCAUAUAGAUACAUCAGCAAUGAUGGACCUCCUGCUUCGUCUAAUCAGCUGUGUGGAGCCCGCGACUCUACGGCAGGAAGUACUGAAUUGGCUUAAUGAAGCAAAGAUCAUUCAGAGACUUGUGGAACUGAUCCAUUCAAGCCAGGAUGAGGAUAGGCAAUCAAAUGCUUCCCAGACCCUGUGUGAUAUCAUAAGAUUGAGCAGAGACCAGAGCAAUCAACUCCAGGAUAUACCUGAGCCUGAUCCACUUCUCACAGCACUGGAAUCGCAGGAAUGUGUGGAGCAACUCCUGAAGAAUAUGUUUGAUGGAGAACAGACUGAAAAUUGCAUAGUGAAUGGGACACAAGUUCUUCUAACAUUGCUGGAAACAAGGCGCUCUGGAGUGGAAGGACUGAUGGACUCAUACACUCAGGGAUUUGAAAGGUCUUACACUGUCAAUAGCAGCAUCUUACAUGGUAUUGAACCAAGGCUAAAGGAUUUCCACCAGCUGCUGCUCAGCCCUCCCAAGAAAACAGCAAUCCUAACUACAAUUGGUGUCUUGGAGGAGCCACUGGGGAAUGCUCGUCUUCAUGGAUCUCGUCUAAUAGCUGCUCUGCUUCACACAAACACUCCCAGUAUUAAUCAGGAACUAUGCAGACUCAGUACCAUGAAUUUAUUACUUGACUUAUUUUUUAAAUACACAUGGAAUAACUUUUUGCAUUUCCAAGUGGAAUUGUCCAUAGCAGCUAUUCUCUCACACUCUGUGCAAGAGGGAAAAACUACUACUAAUGACCUAGAAAGCAAAGAAGAGGUGCUGAAUGGAAAUGUGGCCACAGAGAACUUAGAGGCUCCAGAAAACAAUACCGAGAAUAUCAUGGUUACUCAUCUGUUCCAGAAAUGCUGCCUAGUGCAAAGGAUAUUGGAUGCCUGGGAAGCCAAUGACAAAAUACAGGCAGAAGGUGGAAUGAGGCGAGGCAAUAUGGGCCACCUCACCCGGAUAGCCAAUGCUGUAGUUCAGAAUAUGGAGAAGGGCCCCAUGCAGACUCAAAUUAGUGAGUUCAUUAAAGAGCUACCUGAAGAUUGUAGAGGGAGAUGGGAGAGUUUUGUAGAAGAGACGCUGACGGAAACAAACAGGAGGAACACAGUGGAUUUGGUGAGCACUCACCAUCUGCACUCUUCCAGUGAGGAUGAAGACAUUGAGAGUGCUUUUCCCAAUGAACUUUCUCUCCAACAGGCCUUCUCUGAGUACCAGAUCCAGCAGAUGACAGCUAACUUCGUGGAUCAGUUUGGCUUUAACGAUGAGGAGUUUGCAGACCAGGAUGAUAAUAUCAAUGCUCCCUUUGACAGGAUCGCAGAGAUAAACUUCAAUAUAGAUGCUGAUGAUGACAGUCCCAAUGCUUCCCUCUUUGAAGCCUGCUGCAAUGAACGGAUCCAACAAUUUGAUGACAAUGAGGAGGAAGAAGAUAUCUGGGAAGAGAAGGAGAUAACCUAUGCAACCCAAGUUAAAUCAAGAACACGAUUUGGAGCGUCUCAGACCUCAGAGAGUUCGUCAAAAAGUGAUCUUGAGAAUGGAGAUCAUGAUGGUAGCGUGGACUCCGAAGAAGAGGAGGAAACAGAACAGCAGCCACCUCCUUCCUCAGCAAACAACAACAAGAAUAAUAUUUCUGAGCAGAAAGACUCUGACUCCUCUGAAGGGUCUGGAUGGACAGCUGUGUUCGAGCCCGUGAACUCGAAGCCCCCUGCACCCUGUGUUGCCAUGGAUGUUGGAUCGAGUGUAUGGGAUUCAGCAGCCCCAGAGAACACCACGCCAGAGGAGAAAGGAUGGGCAAAGUUUACAGACUUCCAGCCUUUCUGUUGCUCAGAAUCAGGUCCACGAUGCAGUUCUCCUGUCGACACAGAAAGCAAUGAUUCAGAUGGAAACCCGAAGCAGAGUCAGGACAAGAACUUCAGCACUGCCUCUCCCUGUGUUUGGAACGUCUGUGUCACGAGGAAAGCGCCGCUGGUGGCCUCAGACAGCAGCUCCUCUGGAGGCUCCGACAGUGACGAGGAGGAGGAUAAAGCUGAUAUCGUCACAGAAACCAUCAGCACAGGGUCGGGCCAGGAAACCAUCAAGCUGACUAUGGAUGCUAAAAACGAGAAGGCUGUUUUCACCAGAGUAUUUAGACCUGCAGUCAGAGG
Molecule: messenger RNA, 2761 nt
Organism: Fulmarus glacialis (Northern fulmar)
Lineage: Eukaryota; Metazoa; Chordata; Aves; Procellariiformes; Procellariidae
Gene: PPP6R2
Product: protein phosphatase 6, regulatory subunit 2
Exons: 22
Cellular component (GO): cytosol; nucleus
Molecular function (GO): protein phosphatase regulator activity; protein phosphatase binding
Source: RefSeq, a predicted model, not a curated record